Messenger RNA from Cydia strobilella, 786 nucleotides. RefSeq lists its product as uncharacterized. Bases 52 to 786 code for a protein of 244 amino acids. The transcript has 5 exons. The record is from RefSeq and is a predicted model, not a curated record. NCBI's taxonomy places the organism in Eukaryota, Metazoa, Arthropoda, Insecta, Lepidoptera, Tortricidae.
UUGGCUGUUUUAGCUGAAUUGGAAUCACUUAACAAUUCAAUAUCAGAAGCAAUGGAUGUGAGUGAAAGUAAAAUAUUAUCAAGAAGAAAAAGAUACCUGAUAUUUCCAGAUGGCAGCUCUUUUCAACUUGUAUUCUGCACCCAAAACCACGGCUACCUCCAGCUCGGUGACAUCGUGUGGAUUGGCAACACGGCUGCCCUAGCAUGGACAUUACCUACGGACCCUUCAAUAUUCGGCUAUUUCAGGGAUCAGUUGAAGGAACCGUACAAUAUAAGGAGACAAGAUACUAAUAAACACAUAUACUACUUAGAUGAAGACGGUAAAUUGGUAGCGAAAGUACCAUAUAAAAGGAAACCUAUAAUAAAUCCGGCGUUUGCAAAACGAAGUAUUCAAAAUAACGAGGAUGAAAAUAUUAGCAUAAAGAAGCAAGUUUUCAUAAAGAAAAUGCAUGAAUUGCAGAAGUCCAGGAGCUAUCUCCAGAAGUUAGACGGGGCGAGUGCAUAUUUCCAUAGAAGCGGCAGGCACAGUUUGUAUAUAAAGUUGGAGACUUUGUUUGAAGCGUUCGGGUAUUCCGGCCGUGAAUGCGUGUUCAGAUUACUAUGCGACGCUGGCAAAGCGAAGGUCCACGAGGAACAAGGGACCUUCCUCCAAGAAUUAUUCACGGCAACAUUCACGUUACCAAAAGGAGAAACGGAAGACAUAUUGGAAUACGACAAAGCACACAACACGCAUAAUGACUGUGCGGAAUUGUACCCAGAAUGCGAGGAUUUAAGCAUAAAAGCAUAG